CGGAACAGUGCUAGGCCACUCACUAAUACCUUAGCUCGUACAUACGCGGUUCUCAGGGAGAAACUUCGUAUUUCUUCGCUCCUUCAAGUUGCUCAUCACCUCUUCGACUCUUCGAGCGAACCUACCUCGAGUCAGGUCGUACUCGCUCGCCUCUCCGUUCCAUAGUAGCUUCCUUCUUCCUCGAGCUUUUGCCUUCAGGUCUUUCUAAGAAGAACGACAGUCGCUGUGCUAACCCGACGAACUCGUUGGCAGUCUCAGUUGUAAAUCGCAGACCUGCGGACUUUGCGGGGCUCUUCUUCGCGUUUUUUGCGUGCCACGGUUUGACAGCGACGUCGCGUUGCUUCGAGUUGUUUGUUUGACAGCAGCGCCAUCGUCGUUCGUGCUAGUGCUAGUGGCGUCAUGGCGGACAGUUCAAGCUCGCAGUUGCACGAUCUGGCGAACUGCUUGUCGGACUGGAGGUUGACUUCAAGUAUCGCUGUGGCUAGCAGUGCUCUUCUUUUUUACGACUACACCCUCACUUGGUCCGAGGAGGUCCGAUUCUUGUGGGUACCUGAACGGCCCAACUUCGGACGCAUAUUGUUCUUCUUUGCUCGGUAUCCCGCCCUCGCUGGUGCGAUUAUCGAUAUAUUGCCUGCGACAGUGGCGCUGGGGAACGUCCUCACAUGUAUACGACUCAUCACGAUCAUUGCAGCAGACCUUGUGUUCGCGACACGUACAUGGGCGAUCUGGCAGCGCGACAGGCGAAUAAUAAUUUUCCUGAUAUGCGUGUCCAUCGCAGCAAUCGUCCCUGCCGUAGUCAUCAUCGAAAAAGACAUAGUCACCACCGUCUGGGGUCCCUCUGUAGCACCCGACCUCACCAACUCGUCGCAAUGUCAGAUCCUGGUCAGCGCCGUCAAGAACGUGUGGGUCGUUCCGUAUGUCAUCGUCAUUUGUUAUGAAUUCAUUACGCUCACCCUUUCUAUGUACAAAAUUCUGGCAUAUUUCCGGGAAGCGCCUAUAGCCACUAGAUCGCCUCUAAUGCAUGUACUUUGGACAGAUGGUAUCAUGUACUUCGUAUUCAUGCUCCUAUUAGGAGUUUUCAAUAUCGUUCUCGUUCUUCAAGUUUCCGCUCCUCAACUCCGUUCCGGCGGCACGCAACUUCAAAUGAUCCUCCACAGUGUCCUCUCAACCCGCGCCGUCCUCCACCUCUCCUCCACAUCCUCCCGAACCCUCAACGGUGCCAACACUGGCUCAGGCUCGAUAACGGACUAUAAAUUCACAAGUAUGAUCUUUCCCGACCAAUAUACGCCCGACACUGUCGAUUCGGGUGGGUCUUCUGGGACGAGUACGAGUGGGAGCGGGGGCGCGUAUUCCAAGAUGAUGACGACGACUGUGACGGAUGAAUCUACGAGUCGGGGGGCAGGACCGGUGUCGGUUGGAUCGCAUGAUAUCGAGAUGGGAGUUAUGGGAACCGAUGCAAGAGAGGGUGGGGGAGGACGGAGAGGGGAGGGGGCCGUGUUGGAAGUACCGAGAAGUCCGCUGAGCCCUAGUUUACCUCGAAGUCCGACGCUUGUGGAUGUCUAUGUGGGGCACGGGGACAAACCAUGACGUUUUCCGUAUUCUUGCUUUGUAUUGGGUGCAUUUACU
Messenger RNA from Stereum hirsutum FP-91666 SS1, 1626 nucleotides. RefSeq lists its product as uncharacterized. The record is from RefSeq and is a predicted model, not a curated record. The transcript has 14 exons. Bases 400 to 1587 code for a protein of 395 amino acids. NCBI's taxonomy places the organism in Eukaryota, Fungi, Basidiomycota, Agaricomycetes, Russulales, Stereaceae.